Molecule: messenger RNA, 1995 nt
Organism: Trichophyton rubrum CBS 118892
Lineage: Eukaryota; Fungi; Ascomycota; Eurotiomycetes; Onygenales; Arthrodermataceae
Exons: 1
Coding region: 175-1128 (317 amino acids)
Biological process (GO): attachment of mitotic spindle microtubules to kinetochore; meiotic sister chromatid segregation; homologous chromosome segregation
Cellular component (GO): monopolin complex; nucleolus; chromosome, centromeric core domain
Molecular function (GO): microtubule site clamp
Source: RefSeq, a predicted model, not a curated record
AAGUUCCGCUCUGUGGCUGAGAAUCACGUGCACCAGAAGUCAAACAACGCCAAACAGACGAAAACACUCGAAGGGGGUUCGGACGCUGUUAAAUAAAUAAUACUAGGGCUACGGUUUACUCGAAUUAUAACCUCGAGCGCGGUUGAAACGAAGAAAACAACUUACAAAGGUCCAAUGCCUAAGCGCAAGGCAGAGUCGAAGCUUUCGUCGCUGGUGAAUGGAGACAUAGAGGGCGAUGAUCUGAGUCGCGUCGAGGAUGAUGAUAACGCGAGCAUAGAACCUCCGCCAGCCAAAAGACAGAAAGGACGGCCGAAAGCUACUACGACAAAGACUACGACCGCGGCAACAAAGACCACAAGGAAAACACGCUCGAAAGUGGUGGUGGGCCCAAAGAAGCGUGGUACGGCGGCAGGGCGAAAGAAGACAGCCAGGGUGGUUGAAGAGCCGCCAGCUGAUGAUGCGGACAGUGCUGAGGAAGAAAAUGAGACAUUAGGGAGAGAAGGAGUUUCAGAGGACGAGCUCGAUUCGCCGGAGACCGUUCAGAACCAAGAGAGUCAAGAGAAAACUCGAACACGAGGGAGAGCAAACGAUACCGAAACCGUAAGAGACGGGGAAUUCGAGUAUACACCUACAAAUACCAAGUCAGCGGCAGCUAGAGGACAAAAAGGAAAACAAACGGCAAAACAAGCGGCCAAGGAACCCUCUCCGCCUGCAGAGAUAACGCCGGAAACUGUGAAGAGUACAUCCAGGACUAGUAUAUCCGCUGGCAAAACACAAAGAUUCACGCCAUCAGGAGUCCACUGGGCUUCGCCUGUGAAAAGUACGAAUGUCUUGCCCCAGCACAGGACAUCUAGGCCAUCUGGGAUAAGACCAUGGGGCAGCCCUACAAAGGGCCGUGAGGCGGGAGAUGGCGAGGUUGCUCUCAGGCUGAAACUGGGUGAAAUGACCAAGAAGUAUGAGAGCAUGGAAGGGAAAUACCGCGCCUUGCGGGAGAUUGGCAUAGUUGAGGCAAACUCAAACCUAGAAAAGAUACGGAAACAGCAUGAGGAGACCGCCGCAGGUAAGCUGCUUUUAUCAUUCAAUGACGUACAUGGUGAUAAGCUGACAAGCAACAUCGGUAGCAUCUAAGCAACUUAUCAACUCCCUGAAGAGUGAACUGUCAAAGCAGUCAAGCGCGUCAAAACAAACCCGAGAUUUACAGAAGCAACUUGAAUCACGGAACGAGGAAGUGGCUCAGCUGCGACAACAGCUCGAAGAAAUGAAGUCUGGCCUAAACAAAGCUCAGACAGAGGCCAAGUCGCUACAAACAAAACUUACAGCUGCUAGGAAUGCUGCUACUAAUGCGGAAAAAGUAGCUACAGCAAGAGGCUCUGCUGUCAGGCCAGGAGCUGUAACUAGGGAUACUGCCAAUGGACUCUUGGAGUCGGCUCAGGUGGCCCAGCUCAAGGAAGACCUGUACAGCGACCUUACCGGCUUAAUUAUCCGAGACGUGAAGAAGAGAGAAUCAGACCACUUGUAUGACUGUAUACAAACCGGUCUUAAUGGAAGUAUGUUAGCCCAUGUCUCUCCCUCCUUUAUCUUACUAUGUCUCCGUUCUAACCUGCGAAAUAGCACUUCACUUCAAACUUGGUGUCAGCCACAACAUGGACAACCGGUCAACUGCCAGCCUGGAAGCAGCGGAGUUCCACUAUAUUCCCUUGCUGGAUGAGAACAGAGACCGAGAUCUGCUGGAGAUACUCCCCGACUAUCUUUCCGUAGACAUCACUUUUUCGCGGCAGCAUGCAGCUACAUUCUAUAGUCGCGUAGUAGAUAGGCUCACAAAGAAGCUGACGGACUCUUAGUUCGUCCUCAUAUAUAUAGCUCAAUACACCGCCAUUUCCCUCAGUUCCUCAUCGUCUCAUGUUCUCUUCAUCUUUUCCAUCUCGUCUUCCUCUGAGACCAUCCUCCAAAGGUCCUCCAUCCGUUCCUCGACUUAAGCUUAACUGAAAAUUUUCU